UUCAUGCUAGAGAAAGACCAUGUUAACAAGAAUUUUACGUAAAAUCCUUUUCUGAAACUAAUGACUUGAAGAGACAUUACAUACUGUCAAAAUGAGCCAUUGUGACGUCUGUUCGAAGACAUUUUACGAUGCUUCGGCUUUAAUAAAACAUAAGAGAAGACACACUGGCGAAAAACGCCAUUCUUGCGCAUACUGUUCUAAAGCGUUUUAUGAGCGUUAUGAAUUGAAGAGUCACAUGAGAUCCCAUACUGGUGAAAAACCUCAUUCGUGCAAGUAUUGUCCGAAGACAUUCAAUCAGUCUGGACAAUUAAGGAGACAUAUGAGCGUCCAUUCUGGCGAAAAAUCAUUUUCUUGUGAACAUUGCUCAAAGUCAUUUUUUUACGCUUCAGCUUUAACGAAACAUUUGAGAAUGCACAUUGGCGAGAAACCCCAUUCUUGUGCAUACUGUUCUGAAGCGUUUUAUGAACGUUAUGAAUUGAAAAAUCACAUGAGUAUACAUACUGGUGAAAAACCUUAUUCGUGCAAGUAUUGCCCGCAGGCAUUCACUCAGCCUGGACAAUUAAGGACACAUAUGAGCGUCCAUUCGGACAAAAAGUCAUUUUCGUGCGAAUAUUGCUCAAAGUCAUUUUUUAUCCCUUCAGCUUUGACGAAACAUUUGAGAGUGCACACUGGCGAGAAACCUUUCUCGUGCGAAUAUUGUUCCAAGACGUUCGGUGACCGUACAGGCUUGAGGACUCAUCGUAGAAUCCAUACUGGGGAAAGGCCUUAUCGGUGUGGAUAUUGUAAAAUGGCCUUUGUCACUGCUUCGCAAUUGAAACGGCAUAGGAUGACCCACACUGGCGAAAAACCCUAUUCGUGCGACUUCUGUUCUCAGUCAUUCACUCAAUCAUCAAGUUUAAAGGCGCAUAUGAGACGCCAUUCUAGCAAAAAGCCAUGUUCUUCAGAGGCCCUUCCUCGGGCUUCCAAUUCGGCGACACAAUCGAAAAUGCAUUCUGGAGAAAAGUCAUAUUCAUGCAAAUAUUGUUCUACGUCAUUUUCUGACGCUUCGAACUUAAGAGCACAUUUGAGAGUCCAUAUUGGGAAAACACCAUAUUCAUGAGAAUAAUGUUUCAAUUCCUUUUUGUGACAAAUAAAGCGUGACGAGACAUAUGAGCUACUAUGCUGAUGCAAAACGUGGGUUUAAUCAUGGCCCCACUAAAUUUUGCAUAAGCUUAUAGGCCGUGAUAAUCGCUGAAACUCAUGGCAACAAAGAAGGCUACAGGAAACCCCUGUUUUUCAUUACGUUGCCUUUGAUUGGUGGAUGCACAGGAUUCAGUUCAGCGCCUCUUGCGGUCAAAAUGGGCGACAUCCAAUCAAAAAUAAACGAACUUUGAAAUGCUGAUUUCGGCGAAUGCAUAGUAUUCCAUUCAGCGCCUCUUGCAGUCAAAAUGAGCAACAUGUGAGGUUGCAAAUUUUUCAAGAAUUUCAAGAGCGGAUCAUAGUUGCAUCGUUUAACACAGAAAAGUCAUUAAUUGUCAAGGCCCAUUAAGCGCCAGUGCCAUCUAGUGGGGCCACGGUUUAAUUUAUAAUUGUUGAAAGCCGUUUUCUCGUGUGAAAUACUUGUCAGCGCGUUCGUGACAGAAAUAUCUUUUUUCUCGAAUUUUUUUCAGUUACAUUUUCACAAAUGGUGAUGUGAGUUAGAAGAACAAAUUUUCACUCACAAAAAUCACAUGACUGUCAAUUUUGCAUAUAGGUG
Messenger RNA from Uloborus diversus, 1735 nucleotides. RefSeq names its product zinc finger protein 271-like. The record is from RefSeq and is a predicted model, not a curated record. The coding region runs from base 92 to 1099 and encodes 335 amino acids. Gene Ontology annotation, biological process: regulation of transcription by RNA polymerase II. The transcript has a single exon. Lineage: Eukaryota; Metazoa; Arthropoda; Arachnida; Araneae; Uloboridae. Gene Ontology annotation, molecular function: DNA-binding transcription activator activity, RNA polymerase II-specific; RNA polymerase II cis-regulatory region sequence-specific DNA binding. Gene Ontology annotation, cellular component: nucleus.